Leguminivora glycinivorella is the source of this 7702-nucleotide messenger RNA. Its product is annotated as nucleoprotein TPR-like. NCBI's taxonomy places the organism in Eukaryota, Metazoa, Arthropoda, Insecta, Lepidoptera, Tortricidae. Gene Ontology annotation, molecular function: structural constituent of nuclear pore. The record is from RefSeq and is a predicted model, not a curated record. Gene Ontology annotation, biological process: protein import into nucleus; mRNA export from nucleus. Gene Ontology annotation, cellular component: nuclear pore.
UUUAUCUGUGGUUACAUCAAAAAUGGAAGCUGCGGGCACUGACGCCGGCGCUAAAAAUCAUUUGCAAAAUGCUUUAUCCGAGUCAGAAAUCGCAAAUUUGCCCGCAGCUGUCGCGGAUAAAAUUAACACAUACAUUGACCAAAAGUUUGAAGAAUACUUAACCUCCAAGGCACUCCAUGAAACCAGUAAAUCACAAAUAGGGGACAAGAUAUCUGAUUUAGAAGGAGCAAUAACUGAAUUGACUGCAAAAUAUGAAGAUGUUGCAAAAAAAUUGCUGGUUGCUGACGAAUCCGUUGCCGAGUUAGAGAAGCAGCUUACAACAUUAAACUCGGAGCAAGACAAGGCGCGGGAUAAAAUUGCUCGUUUGGAAAAUGAAGCAAUUUCUCUUAAAAGCGCGCGAGAUGCUGCAGUGGAUGAAAGGAAUGACUUAACACGUAUAUUGGAAAGGCGAGACACUGAAAUUGAACGGUUAACGGCCAACGAAGCAUCGCUUUCACAACAACUGCGUGCAGCUAUUGACGCAAAAUGUGAAGCUCUUGCCCUUAAUGACGAGAUCCAAAGUAAAGAACUGGCUUUGCAAUAUCGUGAAAAACGAAUAGAACAGGAAAGAACUCUUCUCAACUCUCAAAUUUCUGGAUUGACUGAAGAAGUCAACAGGCUUACUUCAGAAUUGCAGACCGUAAGACUGAACAGUACCAGCAGAUUAGUUAACGUGGAAACCCAGUUAGCUGAAAAAAUCGAAGAACUGAAUGCCGCAAAUGAAACAGUUUCUCAGUUAAAUGAGGUAAAAAAGAAUUUAAAUACCCGCGCCGAAAAUCUAACACAGCGCCUUCUUGAGCAGAGGGAAGUUGAAAACAAAAUGACUGACAAUUAUAAAAAAGAAUUGGAUGCCAAAACAAAAUUAGCCGAUUUAUUCAAAACUAUGCAUGAUGAUGCUGAGGCAAAAACUAUGGAGCUAACUGAAGGCAUUUCAGAACUGCAAAAGUUACUGAAUGAAGCUACAGAAAAAUAUGGUGAAUUGGAAACGAAAUAUAAGCAGGCCGAAUUAGACCAUGAAGAAAUGAUGGAGAAAAAGAAUGAGAUCAUUUCUUCCCUUAAGAAUGAACUAGAACAUGCAAAUGAUCUUUUAAAGGCUGCAAAUGCACAAAACCUUGACAUGGCAUUAAGUGACUUAGCUCCAUCUGCAGCUACAGCUAGUAAGCUUUUGAAAUCAGGAAUGUCCUUGACUCAAAUUUAUUCACAGCUAGUAAAAGUCACUGAUGAACUAGCACAAGAAAAAGAAGAAAAUAGACGACUUAACAUAACCAUCAAUACUAUCGUUCAAGAAUUAGAGGAAAAGGCUCCAAUGCUCCAAAAACAAAAAAUUGAAUAUGAAGAAGCAAUAGAAAGUAAUACAGCCUUAUCUCAGCAAAUUGAUUCUUUGGUGAUUGAAUGCAACAGGCUAAGGGAUGACUAUAAUGAGUCCUCUAAAAUCGCCAACCAUUAUAGCCGCGAAAAUACAAGACUCAAAGGCGAGCUCGCAGAUUUGGGAAGGCAGGUUUGUUUCUUGUUGAAGGAAAUUGAACAUAGUCGCGGAGGGUUACUUCCUAAUGGCGAUCACGAUGCCUCUAAUACUGCCUCAAAUGCAACUAAUUCAUCAGAUCUUAGUUCAUCCAGGAUCAUAUCCAAGACAUUAGUAACUUUCAGUGACAUUCAGGAGCUACAAGCAAACAAUCAAAAACUGCUGCGCAUGGUUCGCGAUUUGACUGACAAGCAAGAAGAAUUUGAGCGACACAAAGAACAAUUUGAGACAGGAGAAAUGCAAAAUAAAAUAGAAUCAUUGAAGAACAGAGUUCUGGAACUAACCGAAGCCCAAGACCGCCAGACCAAAAUGGUGAAUGGUUUAAUUAGACAACGCGAUAUGUUCAAGAAAUUAUAUCACGACCUCAUGAAAGGCAAACGCCAUGAAGUGAGUUCCGUUUUGGAAGAUAUUGACAUGGAAAAGGGAGAUUCAUUUACUAUGGAAACUACUGAAAAACCCCAAAAACCAGCAGCUGAAGCACCUGCUCUAGAAAUAAAGUUAAAAGAAACAGAAAAACACUUGGAACUGUUGAAAGAGGAAUAUAAAACAUACAAAGAAGAAAAACUAACAAAUGAGAAAAUGUUGUUUGAACAAAUUGAUAACAUGCGCCAAGAGAUAUCAAAACUAACAGCGGCUAACAGCAAAUGUGCGUCAACCUCGGAGUAUAAUAACGAGAGACUUAAAAUCUUGCAAACAAAUGUUACUACUUAUAAAAAGCAAAUCGCAUCUCUGGAAGAAAAGAACAAGGCUUAUAAUGCUACAAUUGCUAAGCAUGAAGUUUCUCUGCAACACUUGCGCGACGAGGCUCUGAAUGCGCAAGGUAAACUUGCUGCUGCUGAAAUACAAGUAGAAAAUUUAAGAUUGGAAUGCAAAUUACUAAAAGACACUGAGCUGCGGCUGCAGACUGAAAAAGAAAUAUUAAACCGAGAACGUCAGGGUCAAUCCUUACUGUUGAAGAACCUUGAAUUAAUUAAGGCAAGCUUAGAGCGAGUCGAAGUUGAAAACCGCUCAAAAAUUGAAUCGCGCUUGGACGAGGCGACCAGAGAAUGUUCUGCAUUAAGAAGAAGGCUACAAGAAGAACAAGAUAGAUUUAGAGAAUUAGCGUCGCAUCUUGAACGUCAAACUGAAACCGCUAAAUCGCGUAUGCAAGAGGAAAAAGAUGCAGCUGACCAACUGAGAAAAGAAAUGACACAACUACGGGCUGAUUUCUCUGAAAAAAAUAAAGCUAAUGAAGAACUUGCUAAAAAACUUAAGAUCGCAUUGACGCCUAAUUCAGAUGGUUCGUUUGAUUCGAUGAAGAAGAUAAAAGAGUUGGAAAAUAAACUUUCAGAUAAAGAGGCAGAAAUCCAAUCUUUACAAGAACAGUUGAAUGUGGCAAAGGAACAUAUUAAACAAUACUGUGACAUAUCAGAAGGUGCUGAAAAAGAACUUAAAACACUUCAUACUGAGUAUGAAACAUACAAGUCUGAGACAGAGGCGAAACUUUCCGAAUAUACACAAAAGUUACAACACCUUGAAGAAAAAUGUGGGGAACUUGAAGCAGAACUUACUUUACAGGCUAAUGGAGAGCAGUCUAUCAGUAACAAUGCUCUAAGGCGAGAACUAGCGGAAGCUAAAGAAGAAUUAAAGACUGCUUUAGCGGACUAUGAUAAUUCUCAGUCAGAGCUUACAGCCUUGCGAGCAGAAAUAGGUAAAAUGUCAGAAGUUGUCAUUAAAGCUGAAGAAAAAUAUAAUCAUGAAAUGAUGCUUCAUUCUACUGAUAUUCAAGCUUUGUCCAAUGUGAAAGAAGAACUGUCUAGAGCUCAAAAUCAAAUCAAUGAAUUAGUCGCAUUAAAAAAUAAUGCUGUUGAGAACUUAGAAACUGAAAAGGCUGCUUGGGCUGAAAGAGAAAAAAUGAUUGCUGCAGAAAACGCGCAGUUGUUAGAGCGUUUUAAGGAUCUAAAUGAUCAGAAUUCAUUGUUACAUAACCAGAUUCAAGCAUUAGGUACUCAGUUGUCCGUCACACAUGCCUCGAGAUCCAUGUCAGAAAGCAUGAAUGAAUCAGCCAAUGAUUCGUCCAUGAACGUAUCUAUUUCUGAGGAAGAUGGAAAAUCGUCAGAACAAUUAUUCCAAAUCGUCAAGUUCCUUAGGAAAGAAAAAGACAUUGCUAUGGCGAAGUCGGACAUUCUCAACGCAGAGAACAUGCGGCUGAAAUCGCAGUUAGAAAUUGCGGAAAAACAACUUGAUAGCGCUAAGUUGGCGUUAGCUGCUGAAAGAAAAUCUGAAGUGAGCAUGGUGACUGUUAACAAGCAAUCAGACAUUCUUAGGAAAGUCGAAACGCUGAAUGCUUUGACGGAUAGCAACAGAAUUCUUAGAGAAGAACGUGAUACUUUAACAAGUCGCGUAGAGGAACUCACUGCCUCAACUAGGCAGCUCGAAGAGAAAUUAGCUCCACUACAGGAAAAAAUCAAUGACAUGACUUCAAGGAAUGAAACAUUACAAUCAGAAAAUACAUCAUUGAAAGCAGAUUCUGCUCGCUGGCGAACUCGAGUCAACGCUUUGGUGGAACGCGCCAACAAAACCAGCCCAGAGGACUGGAAGAGGCUUCAAAAUGAAAGGGAGACACUGGCUAAGAUGUUAACCAAUGAAAAAGACAGCACCAGAAAGGCCAAUGAGGAACUUGGGGCACUUAGAGUCGAAAAAAGUAAGUUGGAAGAGCAAUAUACAGUAUUAUCGCGGCAGCAAAGUUCUCUGGUCGAAGAAAACAAGAGGUUAACAGAAGAAAUAAAUACCCUUAAAGAUGACAUGGCUAGAGUUACUGAAGAACUUACCAAGGUUAAGGCGGAGCUUGCUACCGCUCUUGAAACAAAUGCUAAGCUAACUGAAGAAGUCGCCAGUAAAGAUGCUUCUCUCAAUGACAUUAGAAACAAGGAAAUGCAAAUUAGAAAGAUAGCUAAGAAGUACAAGGUGCAGUAUGAAGAGUUGGCGAAGUCUGUUGAAGAAGAAAAGAAGAAGACAGAAGGGGAAGCUGCUGCAGCGGACGCUGCUUCGGCCGAAAGCGCUAAGAAGAUGGAUGCACAGCUCACUGAAAUACAAGCUCAAUUGGAAGCUGAGAACGCCAACAAUGAGAAAUUAAAACAAGAAAUUGAAAGUCUCAGAACGGCAAAUACUGACAAAGAAGAGAAGGCCAAAGUAGUAUUGAAACAAGCUAAGAAUAAGAUUGUUCAAUUAACUGAGCUGAAAAAUACGCUAAGUCGCGAAUUGGAAGAGGCGCGUACUAAAAUAGGUGCCAUAGAACAAAGUAAUCGGGACGAGCAAGACGUGAGGUUGGCUUUGAUCAAGUCUCAGUACGAGGGCCGCCUGUCGCGCCUCGAGAAGGAGCGAACGGAGGCUCAAGCGGAGAAGACGCGAGAGAUCGAGGCGCUACAACAGAAGGUGACGAUGCUGCAACGGCAGCUUCAGAGCCAAGCCUCGGCGUCCAAACAACAGGCUACUACUGAGAAAACCACGACGGACCCGCCCACGGCGAAUAUCAAACCAAUGGCUGGUGUAGCUCAACAAAGCGCACAUACGAUGGCGCGCGGGCGCGGCGGCGAGACCCCGCUAGCAUCUAUCCGGCCUAUGGCGCAGGUCGGCCCUACAGCGCCGCACGACGCACACACCACCGAGUAUAUGCCUGCGUCCUCGUCUCGCCCGCUGCCACGCGCUGCACUUGCUGCGUCCACUGCGCCGCCGGAGUCCACGCAGGAUAUGGACACCAGUGAAGCUGGUAUGGGCAGUUCAGGUUCUAGUGACAGUUCAGCACAACCUUCAUCGCAUUCCCAAGCUCCUCAGCAAGCCGUAGCCCUCGUGAUGCCUCGCAUCGAGCAGCCGAGCGGCGCGAGCUCCGGCGCGGCCGUGUCCGGCUCGGCGUCCGCCGCGGUCACCAGCGUCGCCGCUCCCGCUGCGCCUGCCACUUCCUUGCAAGGCGCCACAAGCGGCACACCAACAUCGGCCGCUAGCGCGCAGCCGUCCGGCGGCGUGAGCACAUCCCACGCGCCGGCCGGCGUCAGCACCACGCACCCACCGGGCGUCAGCACGUCGCAGCCGCCGGCCGGCGUCAGCACGUCGCACCCGCCCGGCGUCAGCACGUCGCACCCGCCCGGCGUCAGCACGUCGCACCCGCCCGGCGUCAGCACGUCGCACCCGCCCGGCGUCAGCACGUCGCACCCGCCCGGCGUCAGCACGUCGCACCCGCCCGGCGUCAGCACGUCGCACCCGCCCGGCGUCAGCACCUCGCAGCCGCCGCCCGACGCGCGCCCGCCCAAGCGCCGUCUGCAGUCCCGCCCUGUCACCGCCAAGCGGACCAGGGUGCAGCAGGGCUUCGAGCGGUCGGUGGAGGUAGAAUACCAAGUACCAACUUCAUCCCGCUGCGACCAAGACGACGAGGGAGUCAUCGUCGUGGACUCUGAGGAGGACGACGAGCGCUGCUCCGGCACCAUGUACAGGGAAGGCGAAGAGGACGAGGAGGAUAUGGAGGAGGAGCAGGAGGUGGAGGCCGGUGAGGAGGAGGAGGAGGUGGAGGAGGGCGCCGACGGCGACGCCGGCGCGGCGCACCAGGAGUCGCCCGCGCAGUCGCCGAUGGGCGGGUCGGAGGGCGAGCUGAGCGGCGCCGGCGCCGGGGAGCCCGACUCCGAGCCCGCGCCGCAGGGGCCGCAGAUCGAGGCCAUCAGCAGCGGCACCGAAGCCAGCGGAGCCCUGUCGCUUGGUGGCAGCGGCGGUGACGACGGCGACGAUAGUAUCGUCCCCUCCACUCCUACCCUCUACGUGCCGAGAAGAAACGAUGGGUUCGGCGAGGCGGUAGUGUCUCCGCUGGGCGCGGGCGGCGCGGCGCACGGGGCGGGCUCGGGCGCGGGCGCGGGGGGCGCGCGCUUCACGUUCGCGGAGGCGGGCGCCGCCUCGCACCACGACACGCACGCCGACCUCGCCUCCGCGCUGCCGCCGCCGCACCCGCACCCGCACCCCCACCCCCACCCCGCGCCCAGCCCCGCCAUCUCCGACUCCAGAUCGGAAGGCAAUGAGAGUCGCGAGUGGGAAGAAUCUCGCGUAGAGGAGGAAGCGGCAGCUGUCAGCUCUCAGGGCAGCGAGCCGUCGUCUCCACACCAGGUUGCAGAAGAGGGACGCGAGGCGGAGGCGAGCGCGCCAGCGGGAGCGCCGCGCCGCGGGCCGCCGCCGCGCGCGCUUUCGCCGCACCAGCGCUGGAUGCGAGCCGCCGACAGCGAAAGCGGACCUAGAGGCCGCGGCAUGAGGCCGCGAGGAAGACCUUCGCGGAGGGCCCACUAUAGAUAUUAAGAAUAACAUAUUCAAUAUUCAUUUUCACAUUUCUCCCACAUAUUCAUAACUAUUUUCCUAAUAAUAAGUCAGGUAUUCGUUCCACAAACGUUGUUGUGGACAUAAUAGAUAUGAUUGUUUUGCUAUUAGUGUGAGUAUCCUGAUAAUAGCCAGGAUGAGUAAGUGAGUGAAUGAGUGAAUAAAUGUGGAUGGCCUAUUGUUUAAAUGUCACCUAUAAAGAUUUACUGUCAUAAUAUAUCGUUUAUGUGUUUUGAAACCGAACAAGAAACAAAACUAAAUGAAUCUGCCUAUAACCCUUUCUCUGGGCAUAAAUACUUGGCUUUACGUCAUAUCGUAUAUAUGAGCCGCGCAGUGAAAGAGUUAUUGCCUGAUUAUGUUGGCAUAUGUUUUGACAAAAUAUGGUAUGGUACCUAUUAUAGUAGUUCUAAGGAGUAAUAUAAAGACUAGAGCAUUGCGAAAUUUCUCAAAUUUGUUUCCAAGUGAUACUUAAUGUAAUGGUUCAUGACGCGGUUAUAAUUUUUUAUUGUAAUUUAUAAUAUAUAAAGAUUUCAGACGUUCCUUUAUUAAAUGUAAAGUUUUUUUCUGUAAGACAUGUAUCGUUUUAUUAAGUGCAGGAAACUUUAGUCUUGUAAAAAUGAGGAGCUGUAGUGGUUCAUGGUGAGUAACCACCUCCAGAAUGUGACAUUUAAAUUCAUAAAAUUAGUAUUUCAUUAGAUUUAUGUAUCCAAUUAAAAACAUUUAUGAUAAAUAAGUCAUUAUUAUAAAGUUAAAGAAAGCAAUUCCAUUUGUAAUAAUUUCCUUAUAAUUUACCAAUAAAAAACUGAAAGUUCA